CUUUCACUUUCCUCUCUGCUGCGCGCUUUGGACGACAAAGCAGAAUUAUGCACAUUUAUCCUCACUAUUUCAACAAGAAAGUGACUAUUCAUUGAUAUUCCGACAUUGUGGUUUUUGGGGAUGUCCAAAUAGGCAGAAUUUAAACUGGUGAAAUCCAUGCAGUGAAGAUUGGUGCAAUCCCUUGUGCUUGUAGAGAUCAUAUAGCAGCUAGUCAAAGAAUAUCUAAAUGACUUGAAGACCUUCAGUUUAAAAAAAAAAAUGAAUUUUAAUUAAAAACCGAGUUUGCAUAAUAAGACCCAAUUAAAAAUUCAGUCUAAUGCUGGCCGUGUUGAAAAAUAAUGCACUCAUCUGUGUGAAGGAAGACAAUCUUAAAGGACACACACACAAAAGUGACAGAUUGUGAAGUUAUUAAUAACUCGCUGUAUACAUAACGGACACAAAAAAAUCUCAGCAGCUAGCUCAAGUGCGCUGAUCUAUCGAAGUCUACCAGCAAUCAAAGGAGUUAUUUUUCGUCAAAUCGGGAGAAAUGGGAUGUCCUUUGCAGCGCCGUUUGAUAUUUAUUUCAGUGUAGAUAGCUGGUGGCGUAUUGAUUUUUUUCCUCUCUCUCUCUCCCCCUCACAUUAGCUAUUAGUCAGAUUCUUCUUAAACGGUGACAGCGCAAAGCACUAAUAAGGCAGACUCCAGGGAAAACAAUCGAGGCCGCUGGAUUCUCACCUGCGGGACUGUGUCACCAUCCCCAGAGGGAUAGCUUACCUGGUGGACAUAUUUAUACCUGUGAAAACGGAAGGAGAGCUGUAAAACAAAGUUCUUCAGGAAAUUUUACUGCAAACGGCAAUUAACAUUACUGAACCAUAUGCUGGAGAGAAAAAGAUCCAAGAUGGACAAUAAAUUCUGAAGCUGUCAUGAACUGAGGAUUUGAAUAGCAAGCUUGAAAAUAAAGAGAAGCUAGCGUCAUUCCACGGACGAUGUUCUACCUUUGUUCGUUGGGACUGUUGUUGUCGGUGCAAGGCCAGUGAGGAAAUUCUUAAACAGAGUUGGGAUAUGUUGAUCGAUUGUUGAUGUGAUCAUUGGCUUACAAACAAGGACUUAAUACACAGAUCAUGGCUACUAGUUGUCGUUUGGUGAUGACGCUUUGAGGAUUGACCAAUCAGAGAUGAGCUUUGGAUGAUAUUAUUAUCAGCGUGUGCUCGACUGACAGUAUUUAUUAGGUGCAUGUGUAUUCCAAUGUGAUUUGAUAUAAAAAGCCACAUUAUUUGACGCAAAAAAACAUUAUUAUAACGUGCGAUUAUAUUAACAUAUACAAAAAAACACUAUGUCUGAAAACAGUGACACAUCCAGCGAGGAGAGCUUAGCCUCCAAACAGAAUGGAAAAGAUGAUGACAUUUGCCGCGAUUUCUUGCGAAAUGUUUGUAAGCGGGGCAAGCGUUGCAAAUACCGUCACCCAAACACAGACGAGGCGCGAGAUCUCGGCAGGCAGAACAUCACGUUCUGUCACGACUUUCAAAACACGGGGUGCAGGAGAGGUAACUGCAAGUUCCUACACUGCACGAGAGAGGAAGAGGAACAUUACAAGCAGACCGGGCAACUUCCGGUCCGGUUGCAGCAGGCGGCGGCGCUUGGACUUGGCGUGACGCCAAACGUGGACGUGCCGCUGUUAAGGGGAGAGAUCCCCAUUUGUAAGGACUACCUUAAAGGAAACUGCAAACGCGGAGCCAAGUGCAAAUUCCGACACAUUACUCAAGGGGAGUAUGACUUUGAACUUCGGAAAUCCGACCACAGAAAUAACAACAAUCAAAUGUACGACCCGUAUGAGGACGAUUUCAAUACGUUCGAAGCGUUUGAAUACGGUCACACGGCGGGCGGGGUGAAGCGAAGGAGGUCGGACCGGGAGUUUGAUGGUUUCGGGGGAUUCGAAGGCAGGUAUUCGUCGAGCCGUCCUUUUAGUUAUCAGUUGUUAGAAGAGGAAAAUUCUAUGUUGCGACGGAAAGUGGAAGAGCUCAAAAAGCAAGUGGCGGAUUUAACCGCAACUAAUGAAGUGUUACUGGAACAGAACGCUAGGUACCGCGUCAGUAGGGCAAGUGCUGUACAAUCCCUUAACCCUGCGGGCGUGCCGGUCAGUCAGCAACUAACAGCUGGCAUCGGCGCAACCGCAAACCAGGCGCAACCUCUAAAUCAGCUAGCUGUGAGCAGCCUCGCUCAGCAAAUAGCGCUUAAUAGUGAACUGGCAUCCCAGCAUGCUUUGCAGCAGCAUCUGGCGAGAGAACUAGGUCAGCAGACCGCUGGAGGGUUGGCGGGGGCGACCCUUAACCCUUCCGUCACAAUAAACCCAGGAAAUAUAGUUCCGGUCUCUCUUCCACAGAAUGUUUCCUUGACUUCCGGUUCUAUGCAACAGACACUUCCCCCGGUCGUCUCCAUGACGCAAACGAUGCCCCAGAAUCUGCAGGGACCCCCUUCGGCGCCCCUGGUGUCGUACCCCAUCGUGUCCCAAAAUAUGAGGGCGGCACCCAGCAGUCUGGCCCAUUGACGCCAGAAGUAUGAGGCUACAUUCGUGUAGUGUGGGAAUAUCUACUUCCGGUGUUAAUUCUUGAGGAAAGAAGGAAGUAAAAGAGGGAUUCCGAGAUCUCGCGUGAACACAAAAUCAAAAUGGCGGAGUUUCACCACACCAAAACAAAUACCCUCUGAAGAUUUGGAUGCAAAGGGGGUACUGUUAAGACGGAUGCAGAAGUGAUGCGAGGAAAUCACUUUCAAACAUCCUCAUCUCGAUAACCCUUGUUUCAUUUUCAUUUUGAAAGUCUAAUAUAUGGUCACAAGGUUUAAUAUUCUCCCGAUGAUCUCAUACAGUGUUUUGCAUUGUGUUAGUUAAGUAUAUAUACAGUUCAACUGGAUAAAAGAGCAAAGAAGCAAGCUUUUAGUCUCUUCAGUUUUGUUUCUUUUAUUUUUCUUUGAUAAAUGCCAAGGAGACUAUGAGCUUGUUUCAUUUUUGUGCUAUAUUAAGAAGCAUUAGCUUUAACUGUUUAAAUCUUCAGUUUGUUUCAGAAUCUAUUUUUCUUUGAGAAAUGUCAAGUUGACUACGAGCUUGUUUCAUUUUUGCGCUAUAUUAAAUGUAUAUUUUUUUGGCCAUGAUAGCCGAUUGCGGGAUAAAAAAAAUUCAUUGGUUCUCGAUGAUGUUAUUGAUUUGAAAGCUUUUGGUUGAAUUGAACACUCAUUCAAAUAAUAUUUCUAUAGAAAUAUUCGUUCAAGAUUAUGUUCAUUGAUAAAUUGAUCACUGUUUCUUUUAAUAUGUUUUUUUUAAUGUUAAUUGCUAUUUUGAUAUUAAUUUUUAUUUGGAACAUUAUUUGUUUUAAGCGGGGUUUUUUUGUUCAUUCAAUUAAUGAACCACUUUUCAUUGUGCAUUCGAUUGAGUUUCUCUAUUGGUUGUGUUUUUUGUUGGAGUUUUAAACACCAUUAUUAAUUUGAAAACAUAAAAAACCAAGAGACAACGAAACUAGCACGCAAUUUUUGUCAAUAAAACUAAAGGAAAUUGUAAAAUUUUAAAGAAACACAACCUUUGCUCUCGUGUUCUGUAUUUUCCGAAAACAGUUGUAAAUCCAUUGGAGAUUUGAGCAUCCCUGUCUGACUCAGAAGUUACUACGUCAUACGUGAUCAUAAAACAAAAUUGCAUUUUUCUGGUCAUUCAUAUUUAUUGAUUAAUAUGAUAUUCAAUACUUUAUAUUUUUUGAGUUGUAGAAAAAAACAAAUUAAAAACACAACUGUUA
Messenger RNA from Magallana angulata, 3755 nucleotides. Its product is annotated as zinc finger CCCH domain-containing protein 10-like. NCBI's taxonomy places the organism in Eukaryota, Metazoa, Mollusca, Bivalvia, Ostreida, Ostreidae. The transcript is spliced from 8 exons. The coding region runs from base 1313 to 2524 and encodes 403 amino acids. Gene Ontology annotation, molecular function: metal ion binding. The record is from RefSeq and is a predicted model, not a curated record.